GAAGAGGAGGAGGAAGAGGAGGAGGAAGAGGAGGAGGAGGAGGAGGAUGUAGAGAAGGAAGAGGAGGAAGAGGAGGAGGAGGAGGAUGUAGAGGAGGAAGAGGAGGAGGAGGAAGAGGAAGAGGAGGAUCAGGAGGAUGUAGAGAAGAAAGAUGAGGAGGAAGAGGAGGAGGAGGAAGAGGAGGAGGAUGAGGAGGAGGAGGAGGAGGAGGAGGAUGUAGAGAAGGAAGAGGAGGAGGCGGAGGAGGAGGAGGAGGAGGAGGUGGAGGAGGAGGAUCAGGAGGAUGUAGAGAAGGAAGAUGAGGAGGAGGAGGAGGAAGAUGAGGAGGAGGAGGAGGAGGAGGAUGUGGAGGAGGAAGAGGAGGAGGAGGAGGAGGAUGUAGAGGAGGAAGAGGAGGAGGAGGAAGAUGAUGAUGAGGAGGAGGAGGAUGAGGAAGAGGAGGAGGAGGAGGAUGUAGAGGAGGAAGAGGAGGAGGAGGAGGAUAUAGAGGAGGAAGAGGGGGAGGAUCAGGAGGAUGUAGAGAAGGAAGAUGAGGAGGAGGAAGAGGAGGAGGAGGAGGAGAAAGAAGAGGAGUUGGAGGAGGAGGAGCAGGAUGAUGAGGAGGAGGAAGAGGGGAAGGAAGGGAGAGGGAUGAAUCUAGGGGACAAUGAAAGACAGAAUGAUGGGGGUGGGGUUAUCCUUACUGGAAGUAUUGAGAUUUUUUUAUAG
Engraulis encrasicolus (European anchovy) is the source of this 708-nucleotide messenger RNA. Its product is annotated as cilia- and flagella-associated protein 251-like. The record is from RefSeq and is a predicted model, not a curated record. The annotation marks the transcript as partial. Lineage: Eukaryota; Metazoa; Chordata; Actinopteri; Clupeiformes; Engraulidae. The transcript has a single exon.